AUGCAAAUAAUGAAAAAAUACAGCCAUAUCUUUCUUUCGGCAUACAGAGCGGUGCUGAGAGCAACACGUCAGACUUUUGCCGGCGACACCAUUAUGCUCUGGGAGUCCGCCGCCGAAGCCCGGAAGAAAUUCGAGGAGAACCGUCUCGUGACCUCCCCUGCCGAUCUCAGCCGCCAUCUCGAGGAGGCGAAUGAGGCCACCCGCUUCAUCUCAACCAUGAUCGUUCAGGCCAAGCUCAACGAUCGCGGAGGUUACGCCUGCUCGCCGGAAAGGGAAAUAAAAUCUGCUACGCAUCUGUUUUCGGAGCCAAAAUCGAAGGGUCUGGAGUGUGAAUUUGGGAAUCAUUCCUUCUCGAAACUCGGAGAGGACUCGAAAACUGUGAGUGUGUCAUUCGUGGUUGUCUACCUAAGAAAAUUUUGGUCUAUGAUGUUGCUUUUGGUGCUAAUUCGAGAACGCAAAACAUUACUCAAAACAUUACUGUGGGAAUUGAAUGAGAAAUUGAUUUCAAUUGGAAGAAACUUCUACACAAAAAGGAAUUAUACAUAACAUCAUAUGAGGGUAUGUUAAGUAAAUUUCUUGGUUGAACGAUAUUGAGUCAGUAUUUGGUAAUGUGUUGAUCUCAUCAUUACAAUU
Molecule: messenger RNA, 633 nt
Organism: Erythranthe guttata (spotted monkey flower)
Lineage: Eukaryota; Viridiplantae; Streptophyta; Magnoliopsida; Lamiales; Phrymaceae
Source: RefSeq, a predicted model, not a curated record